AUGCUUGAAAUAAGCUAUUCUACUCGGCUCAGGUCUCUAUUGAACCCGUCUGAUCCUCACUUCUUCGACUACUGGAUAGGAAAACGUUGGCAGAGCGAUGAGUUCUUGACCUCGGCCACUUUCCUCCAACGGCCAGUCACCGAUCCGGACGAGACUUUCAAAGUCUGCGAAAAGGGCUGGAAUUGCAGCGCCGAGAUCAACUUUGUCGGCCCUGCUUACAAGUGUCAAGAGCUUGCUCGUGGGCAAUCUGGCAAUGCACGCCUCCCGUUUGAUUUCGGUCUGCUUGCGCCGAAGGGCAAUCACACUUGGAUCGCCUCUGCGACUCUUGGGGAGUACCACGACCCGCAGCUGAAGGACGUUGAGCCCGGCGGAAUACCAACGUUCGAUCCCCCAUUUCCGAAAAACUUGGGCGCCUUUCGGACGGAACCUGUGAUAUGGGUAGGGUACGCCGAGCUCGUCAACACGUCCAUCCCGCCAUAUCUAGGGGAACGCGGUCGGGGGUUCAACGCCGAAGCAUGGAGGCCAAACGCCUUCGCUUGCGAACACUACGAGGCCAGAUAUACCGCCGAGCUACGAUACAGAGACGGCGUCCAGCUUCAUGCGAUCAAGUCUCGCCAGUUGCUCGACCCCAUUGUGAACACGACCUUCCAAGGCCACAUCCCGGCAGUCGACGGGACCGAGGACAACACAACCGCAACACCAGAGGAAAAUUACGUCCUGCCCAGAGACACCUUGAAGUACCGGAAAACAGCAGCUUACCAUAGCUUGGGGCUAUUCCUACGUAACAUGAUUAACGGCACUAUAUCCGAACCGAACACGAACGCCAGCUCAUUCGUGAUCCAAACCGGCCUUAUAGACCAGAGGUUGUACAACGCCCGGCCCAACAUGGUAAGCCAGUUGGAAAAGUACUACGAGACUCUUGUCUUGUCGAUGCUUGUCAAGCCACGCUUCCUGCCUGUCGUGUGGGCCUCCAAACCGGACGAGCAGACCGGCAUCCGGGACAGCGGUUUGGGACCCAAGGAGGACUACAUGUACCCGUGUCAGAGGGAGCGCGCGGCCAUCAAGUUCUACUAUCGGUCGCGGAUCCUCUUCAGCGUGUAUUGCGUGGCGAUAUUUUUCACGAUUCUGGGGCUGACAGCAGGCGCACUUGCAUUGCGCAAGAACGACGGCGUGCCGCGUAACACUGACUUUUCCAGCAUUGUCGCGGCAACCCGAGGAUCCCAUCUCGGCAAAGUGCCCUGGGAUGGGGUCGAUGGUGAUUCGGGCGGCAUCCCGGAAGAAGUAAUGUCUAUGAAGAUGGGGUAUGGGCGUCUGAGGACUGCAGAGUGCAACGUUGGCUAUCAGGAAGAAGGUGACGACAGAACGGACAGCCCGAAACCCAUGCCUAGGAGCCCAGAUUUCGGUUUCGGCUUCGAAGGGAAUCUAGAUCAGACUUGUGGAUCGAAAGCUUGA
Molecule: messenger RNA, 1452 nt
Organism: Colletotrichum higginsianum IMI 349063
Lineage: Eukaryota; Fungi; Ascomycota; Sordariomycetes; Glomerellales; Glomerellaceae
Exons: 2
Coding region: 1-1452 (483 amino acids)
Source: RefSeq, a predicted model, not a curated record